This is a messenger RNA of Dermochelys coriacea (leatherback sea turtle), 2356 nucleotides long. It is a transcript of the gene HAS2, whose product is annotated as hyaluronan synthase 2. The coding region runs from base 566 to 1300 and encodes 244 amino acids. Gene Ontology annotation, biological process: extracellular matrix assembly; hyaluronan biosynthetic process. Gene Ontology annotation, molecular function: hyaluronan synthase activity. Lineage: Eukaryota; Metazoa; Chordata; Testudines; Dermochelyidae. The record is from RefSeq and is a predicted model, not a curated record. The transcript has 4 exons.
ACUUGUUAAAAGACCCCAUAACGUGGAGGAGGCAGAAAAGCAACGGCAGGAAAGGAAAAGGCAAGACGUCUGGAAAAUAUUACCCGCCCGCUGCGCCUCGCUGACCCAGGCGCUCGAGCUGCGAGGGCAUCACCACCACAGAGGCUUUCGACGAUUGAUGCUGCCCAUCUCGCAACCUUCAGAGCCCGCCGCUUCCCCGGGCCCCUGGCGCCCCGCGGGUCAAGCAGGACCGUGCGCUCGAGCGCCAGAACCAAGCCUCACGCCUGUUAUUUCGAAGCCGUGUUUUUUGUUUUUUUGAAGAGAGAAACGUUUGAGCUAGAAACUGAAGCAGAGAAAGGGGAAAAAAAAAAAGGGGGGGGGAGGGGGGGGAAGGGAAAACACGUGGGAGAGAAAUGAGGGCGAGUGAAUAGUUUCCAAUGAUUAUUUGUAUUUCUCCUUGAUGCUCAAUCCUUGAGACCCGCGAUUUGAUCUGUUACCUCAAUACUGGAAACCGUUCCGCAGGAGCUACAAAAAUACAAGACCACCCAGCAAGCCGAGGAGCCUUUAUGAGCAAAGGACAAGCAAGAUGCAUUGUGAGAGAUUUAUAUGUAUCCUGAGAAUACUUGGAACCACGCUCUUUGGGGUCUCCCUCCUGCUUGGAAUCACAGCUGCUUACAUUGUUGGCUACCAGUUUAUCCAAACAGAUAAUUACUAUUUCUCUUUUGGACUCUAUGGUGCUAUUUUGGCAUCACAUCUCAUUAUCCAAAGCCUAUUUGCCUAUUUAGAACACCGGAAAAUGAAGAGAUCACUUGAGACUCCAAUAAAGUUGAACAAAACAGUUGCCCUUUGUAUUGCUGCCUAUCAAGAGGAUCCUGACUACUUAAGAAAAUGUUUACUUUCAGUGAAAAGAUUGACCUACCCUGGAAUUAAAGUUAUCAUGGUCAUUGAUGGGAACUCAGAAGAUGACAUUUACAUGAUGGACAUUUUUAGUGAAAUCAUGGGCAGGGACAAAUCUGUCACUUAUAUAUGGAGGAAUAACUUUCACGAGAAGGGUCCAGGUGAGACAGACGAGUCACAUAAAGAGAGUAUGCAACACGUAACUCAACUAGUCCUAUCCAACAAAAGUAUUUGCAUCAUGCAGAAAUGGGGUGGAAAAAGAGAAGUAAUGUACACAGCAUUCAAAGCGCUGGGGAGAAGUGUGGAUUAUGUACAGGUUUGUGAUUCAGAUACAAUGCUUGAUCCAGCCUCGUCGGUGGAGAUGGUAAAGGUUUUAGAGGAAGAUCCAAUGGUUGGCGGAGUUGGCGGUGAUGUGCAGAUUUGAACAAGUAUGAUUCCUGAUCUCCUUUCUAGCAGCGUGAGAUAUUGGAUGGCAUUUAACAUAGAACGAGCCUGUCAGUCCUAUUUUGGCUGCGUACAGUGCAUCAGUGGACCUUUGGGAAUGUACAGGAACUCCUUACUGCAUGAAUUUGUGGAAGAUUGGUACAAUCAAGAUUUAUGGGCUCCCAGUGUAGUUUUGGAGAUGACAGACAUCUGACUAACGAGUGCUGAGUCUGGGUUAUGCCACAAAGUACAAGCUAGAUCAAAGUGCCUUACUGAAACACCUAUAGAAUACCUAAGGUGUUGAAACCAGCAGACCCGUUGGAGUAAAUCAUACUUUAGAGAGUGGCUGUAUAAUGCAAUGUGGUUCCACAAGCAUCAUUUGUGGAUGACUUACGAAGCUGUAAUCACUGGAUUCUUCCUUUCUUCCUCAUUGCCACAGUAUUCAGCUUUUCUACCGGGGGAAAAUCUGGAACAUCCUCCUUUUCUUGUUGACAGUUCAGUUAGUGGGCCUUGUAAAGUCUUCCUUUGCCAGCUGCCUUAGGGGGAACAUUGUCAUGGUGUUCAUGCACUCUACUCAGUGUUGUACAUGUCAAGUUUACUUCCAGCGAAGAUGUUUGCAAUAGCCACAAUAAACAAAGCAGGGUGGGGCACAUCAGGAAGAAAAACCAUUGUCGUCAAUUUCAUAGGACUUAUUCCAGUAUCUGUUUGGUUUACAAUCCUUCUAGGCGGUGUGAUUUUCACUAUAUGGAAGGAAUCAAAAAAGUCAUUUUCCGAUUCAAAACAGACUGUCUCAUCAUUGGUACAGUACUCUAUGCAUGCUACUGGGUUAUGCUUUUGACUUUGUAUUUGGUUCUUAUCACCAAAUGUGCAGGCGGAAGAAAGGGCAACAGUACGAUAUGGUGCUUGAUGUAUGAUGUUUCUGCAGACGUUUACACAGAAAAUUUUAAAGCAACCCAACAACUUGAUAGUAUUUGUGGCAUCGAAUUAAUGUCACCAUGAGAAAUGGAUCACUGCUGCUGGGACUUAAACAUUCAUGUUUCUAUGGGUUCAUUUUCAU